Oryzias melastigma (Indian medaka) is the source of this 2085-nucleotide messenger RNA. It is a transcript of the gene gdap2, whose product is annotated as ganglioside induced differentiation associated protein 2. Lineage: Eukaryota; Metazoa; Chordata; Actinopteri; Beloniformes; Adrianichthyidae. The transcript has 14 exons. The coding region runs from base 288 to 1775 and encodes 495 amino acids. The record is from RefSeq and is a predicted model, not a curated record.
CCGCUAGCUUGGGGGUUAAAGCACAAACCGCUCAUAGCAUGUUUGCUAAGGAUGACAGUUAAUCGAGCCACUUCAAAAGUUGACUUUUCUCUGCGCUUUUCUUUCUAGCUUUACUAGAAUGCAGUCUUCGAGGAACAACAAUCCUUUGCGAGUGUUCUUUUAAAGAGUUCUGCCACAUUCGUACAGCAGAAGUGAGUCAGGAUUUAUUUCUUUAUUUCUUUCACUUCUUAGCGUGGACUCUGGAAAAGCUCGUCUGCUCUUCUCCCUGAGCUGGUGCUGUUGGGGGGAUGGAUCCUCUGGGCGCUCGCUCCCGUUUCGUGGACAUCCAGACUCUUCCCACGUGGCCGCAGCAGCUGGGCGGCGAAGGCGGGGAGACGCGGCAGGACCGCAGCGACAGCCUGCUCAGCCAGCAGGCCUUCCCUUCACCCUUCCCCGUCAGAGCAGAAAUCAACCGGAAGAUCAUCCUCUUCGUUGGGGAUGUUGCUCAGCUCAACUGCACCGCCAUCGUGAACACCAGCAACGAGUCUCUGAACGACAAGAACCCCGUUUCUGACAGCAUCCAUCAGCUGGCAGGAGGCGAGCUGCGGGAGGAGCUCCACAAACUCAAAGGAUGUCGAACGGGUGAAGCAAAACUGACCAAAGGCUUCAACCUGGCGGCGAGGUUCAUCAUCCACACGGUGGGACCCAAGUACAAGUCCAAGUACCGGACAGCAGCAGAGAGCUCGCUGUACAGCUGCUACAGGAACAUCAUGCAGCUGGCCGUAGAGCAAGCCAUGAUGUCUGUUGGCUUCUGCGUGGUGACCACCGCCAAGAGAGGCUAUCCGCUGGAGGACGCCACACACAUCGCCUUCAGAACAGUGCGCAGGUUCCUGGAGAAUCACGGAAAUGGCAUUGAGGCCGUGGUGUUUGCUGUAACAGAGACGGAAGAGUCUGUGUACAGGAAGUUGCUUCCUCUGUACUUCCCUCGCUCUGAAGAAGAGGAGAGAGCUUGCUUGCCGCUCCUCCCAGCUGACAUUGGUAACUCUGAGGGUGAACCCAUCGUCCCGGAACGACAGAUCCGCAUCGCAGAGAAGCCAGGAAUCCUGGAAGAUGACAGUGAAGACGACGGCACAGAGCUGGAUCUGGCUCAGGUGGGAAAUCACGCCUUUGCCCGGAUGGAGGGGGACGUGGACAAGCAGAGGAAGCAGAUCCUACAGGGUCACAUGUCAGAGGCCGCCGUGCAGAAGCAGCAUCAGAGAAACUACAGUCGCUGGCUGAACCGAGCGAGGGCUGAAGAUCUGUCAGACAUUGCUGCUCUGAAGGCCUUAUAUCAGACCGGUGUGGACAAAUGUGGACGGACGGUGGUGGUGGUGGUGGGGAGAAACAUCCCCGUGACCCUCAUUGACCUGGAAAAGGCCCUGCUGUACUUCAUCCACGUGUUGGACCACAUCGCAGUGAAGGACUAUGUGAUGGUUUACUUCCACACGCUGACCGGAGAACAUAACCAUCUGGACACGGACUUCCUGAAGAGCCUCUAUGACAUCGUCGACAUCAAGUUUAAAAGGAAUUUAAAGGCGUUCUACUUUGUGCAUCCAACGUUUCGCUCAAAGGUCUCGGCGUGGUUCUUCACCACCUUCAGCGUGUCUGGCUUGAAGGAGAAGCUGCAUUAUGUGGACAACCUGCACGAGCUCUUCAGCUGCAUCAAACCCGAGCAGAUCGACAUCCCCCCCUUUGUUCUGGAGUACGAUGCACGAGUGAACGGACCGUACCAUCACUCCCAGGCCUCGGGUCUGUGACAGGCCGCCAUUCUGUGGGUCUGACCUGGAAACCCUGGCGGACGCCACGCCGCUCGUUUGGGCCGGACUUCUCUGGGCUCCUGAACCAGAGCUGGAACCAAAGCUUUGACCUUUUCCUGCUGAAAUGGGUCAAAGAGCGAGCGACCCGGAGCGGCUGGAUGACGGCGUACACACAUGAACUUUCUGCGUAUGAAGAGGGUCACUCGUCUUUGAGCAGUGGAGGUGGGGGGUAUCGGGGUGAUUCAGAAGCUCUUUAUGAGGAUUCUUCAGGAGACUGAUUUUGAAAUAAACCCGUCUCUGCUCCUCGGAU